Monascus purpureus is the source of this 1413-nucleotide messenger RNA. The record is from the annotation of a GenBank genome assembly. NCBI's taxonomy places the organism in Eukaryota, Fungi, Ascomycota, Eurotiomycetes, Eurotiales, Aspergillaceae.
AUGGACGCUCCAAUUUCCACAGUCGCGGAGACUAAAGAGCUCCGCGGGUUGAAUCUCAUCGCCGCCCAUUCGCAUAUCCGGGGCCUUGGUGUCGAUGCGGACUCUCUCCAGCCUAGACCAUCCUCACAGGGUCUUGUGGGCCAGGAAAAGGCACGAAAAGCCGCCGCUGUGAUUCUACAGAUGGUGAAAGAGGGGAAGAUUGCAGGUCGUGCCGUGUUGAUAGCAGGGCCCCCAAGCACAGGGAAAACCGCCAUCGCAAUGGGCAUGGCGCAGGCGCUUGGCUCCGACGUUCCUUUUACGAUGCUUGCUGCAUCGGAGAUCUUCUCAAUGGAGAUGUCCAAGACGGAAGCCCUUACACAGGCAUUCCGGAAGUCGAUCGGUGUUCGGAUUAAGGAGGAGAGUGAGAUUAUUGAAGGUGAAGUCGUCGAGAUUCAAAUCGAUCGAAGCGUUACAGGAGGUAACAAACAAGGAAAGCUCACGAUUAAAACUACCGACAUGGAGACGAUCUAUGACAUGGGGACCAAGAUGAUCGAUUCGAUGACCAAGGAACGGGUAAUGGCUGGAGAUGUUAUCUCGAUCGAUAAGUCUUCAGGUAAAAUUACCAAACUGGGUCGUUCUUACGCGCGUUCUCGUGAUUACGAUGCGAUGGGAGCCGAUACCAAAUUCGUGCAGUGCCCGGAGGGUGAACUGCAGGUCCGAAAAGAAAUUGUACACACCGUCAGCCUUCAUGAAAUCGACGUUAUCAACUCUCGGUCGCAGGGUUUCCUGGCCCUCUUUUCGGGUGAUACCGGUGAGGUCAGGAGCGAGGUCCGGGAUCAAAUUAACACGAAAGUGGCAGAAUGGAAGGAGGAGGGCAAGGCAGAAAUAAUCCCGGGCGUUCUGUUCAUUGAUGAGGUUCACAUGCUUGACAUUGAAUGUUUUUCAUAUAUCAACCGCGCACUGGAGGCAGAACUAGCACCGAUCGUCAUCGUGGCUAGCAACCGCGGUCAAGCACGAAUUCGUGGGACGACAUACACCUCUCCACACGGCCUACCCCUUGACUUCCUCGACCGCGUUGUCAUCGUGAGCACGCAACCAUAUUCUGCUGAUGAAAUUGGCCAGAUUCUGGCCAUUCGAGCGCAGGAAGAAGAGGUUGAUCUGUCACCGGACGCCCUGGCUCUCCUCACCAAGGUCGGACAGGAGUCCGGCCUUCGCUACGCCAGCAAUCUCAUCACAACCUCUUACCUUCUUAGCCAGAAACGGAAGGCUAAGGAAAUAAGUAUAGAUGACGUCCAGCGCAGCUAUCGGUUGUUCUACGAUCCAGUUCGAAGCUCCAAAUUCGUCAAAGCACACGAGGAUCGCUUCAUUGGCAACGAAGGUGCUGUAUCUUUUGCUGCGCCCGCUGCCAAUGGCGAUGCUAUGGAAAUAUCCUAG